AUGAGUUUGGUUGCGUCAGUGGGAAAACCCCAGCCACUCCAGAAAGUCGUGACCAGUCCAACUCUGAUGGAGAGCUCUCGCGAUGGAUACCCCUCACUGGCAGCGCUAAUGCAAACAUACCCCGACUACGCUAUAUUCCGUCGCUUCGGCGAACUGAACUACUUACAUCUGUUGCGAUUGCAGUCAGAGUUGCAAGAUAUGGAAAAUGAAUUGCAGAAGAUAAGGGAAGAAGACAUGGAAUCAGACGACCCCAUCCGUAUGUGCUAUGCGAAAGACUUCCGUGCCAUGCGAGACAACAAAGAAGUUGGAGACUCGGAGCAGUACGACCAUAUUGUCAAUAUUGGGGAGAAAGUUAAGGAAUACAACGAGGCGCUGCUACAAGCCUUACAAGUGCAAAAGGUCACUCAGCCAACAGAAAGAGAGCUAAACCAACUUUCAGACUGGCUAUCAAGACCGAAAGGCGGAAAUAACUUCCUCGUGGGCGAAGAGGCUCAAUUAUGGCAAGGCAGAGAUACCACCGAAUACGUCACUUUGUUCCGCCGAGAGCUAGAGGAUGACGCCUUUACAUCGUUCCUAAGUGGCUGGUUGUUAGAUAUAUAUCACAAGAUCAUUGGCCACAAGCGAGAGAAGAAGUACGGCACCGGAGCUCGAGACGUCGAAGUACGGAAAUAUUCGACUGGACGUAUUGGUAAAGCGAGCAAUGUCGUCGCUGCUGCCAUAUCCUCGAUACUACCAACACUAGCCAUACUCGCGCUCUAUUUCGUCAAGCGUAUGAUAACAAGGAUCGGACUGACAAUUAUGUUCACCACGGUAUUUUCUGUCGCCUUAGCAGUUUUCACAACCGCGCGCAAGGUAGAGAUUUUCUCUGCUACAGCAGCAUUUGCUGCCGUGGAAGUAGUGUUCAUUGGGAGCAGUAACAGCACUGGGUAA
This is a messenger RNA of Alternaria atra, 930 nucleotides long. RefSeq lists its product as uncharacterized. Bases 1 to 930 code for a protein of 309 amino acids. The transcript is spliced from 4 exons. The record is from RefSeq and is a predicted model, not a curated record. NCBI's taxonomy places the organism in Eukaryota, Fungi, Ascomycota, Dothideomycetes, Pleosporales, Pleosporaceae.